This is a messenger RNA of Phyllostomus hastatus (greater spear-nosed bat), 1305 nucleotides long. It is a transcript of the gene NABP2, whose product is annotated as nucleic acid binding protein 2. The record is from RefSeq and is a predicted model, not a curated record. Lineage: Eukaryota; Metazoa; Chordata; Mammalia; Chiroptera; Phyllostomidae. The coding region runs from base 337 to 972 and encodes 211 amino acids. Gene Ontology annotation, biological process: mitotic cell cycle checkpoint signaling; response to ionizing radiation; double-strand break repair via homologous recombination. Gene Ontology annotation, cellular component: SOSS complex. The transcript has 7 exons. Gene Ontology annotation, molecular function: DNA binding.
GGUGGGCUGUGGUUGGGGGAGGGGAUGGACCGAGUCCCGGCUUGUCCGUAUAAGGGUUCGGGAAGGUUUGGAGACUAAGAUUCUAUUCCCUGACUCUGCACCGGGUUCCCUACCCACCUCUCCGUCGGCUCCCCCAACGCGGGGCUUGAGACUGAAAGAGCAUCUCGGGAAGGGGCAUUCCAGCCCCGAAGCAGCCUAUCCAGAAACACCCAAAUUCUGAUCUUGAAGUUGGAGGUCCCCAGGGAAGUUCGUUUCUAACCUUUUAGAAGAGUUAGAGGGUUUGAGGCUGCCUGACCCCGGCCGAUUGUGGUAGUGGGGUGCUGAGGCUGAGGCAGCAUGACGACGGAGACCUUCGUGAAGGAUAUCAAGCCCGGACUCAAGAAUCUGAACCUCAUCUUCAUUGUGCUGGAGACAGGUCGAGUGACCAAGACAAAGGAUGGUCACGAGGUUCGGACCUGCAAAGUGGCAGACAAAACGGGCAGCAUCAAUAUCUCCGUCUGGGACGAUGUGGGCAACCUGAUCCAACCUGGGGACAUUAUCCGGCUUACCAAAGGGUACGCUUCAGUGUUCAAAGGUUGUCUGACACUGUACACUGGCCGUGGGGGUGAUCUUCAGAAGAUUGGAGAAUUCUGUAUGGUUUACUCCGAGGUUCCUAAUUUCAGUGAGCCAAACCCAGAGUACAAUGCCCAGCAGGCACCCAACAAAACGGUGCAGAACGACAGCAGCUCUACCACUCCCCAGCCUACCACCGGACCCCCUGCUGCUUCUCCAGCCUCUGAGAGCCAGAACGGGAACGGACUGACUGCCUCACCUGGUCCUGGUGGUGGCCCACACGCCCCUCACACUCCUUCCCACGCCCCCAGCACCCGAAUUACCAGAAGCCAGCCCAACCACACAGCUGCUGGCCCUCCUGGCUCUUCCAACAACCCUGUCAGUAACGGCAAAGAAACCCGGAGGAGCAGCAAGAGAUAGCAAGACCUUCUUCCUCACGUCCCACCACUGACCAUAACCCAAGUGUCCGCUGAAGAACACAGCCUUCUACUGGGCUGCUGGAUUGGGGGUGGGAAGAGGUAGGUAGCAGUAUUUUAGCCACUAAACUUCACUGAAGGGUGGUGAGAAGUGGCCUUAUCCACCCUAAGCCCAUACUCUCCCCUUGUCCAGCUGAAGCUGCCCGUGCCCUGGAAUUCGGGGCCCUCUGCCUGCCUUUCUUCCUCUUUAAAAGCAACAGUUACAGUCUCUUUCUUCUUCAUGUAUGACAUGGAAGUCUAAUUGAAUCCCUUCUUCUCAAUAAAUGUUACCACUCUG